Molecule: messenger RNA, 3180 nt
Organism: Sabethes cyaneus
Lineage: Eukaryota; Metazoa; Arthropoda; Insecta; Diptera; Culicidae
Exons: 2
Coding region: 1-3180 (1059 amino acids)
Source: RefSeq, a predicted model, not a curated record
AUGUCAGAGAAGCAGGAGCAGCAAACGAGGACUCUGGAGGAGAGAAUAAGGGCGAUGGAGAUCAACAGAAGUCGGUCUAAUCUUUCGGAUGCUGAUCCCAAUGAACUCAGCCGAAGUCAAUUGGCCGCACGGCACGCGGUGUCGAAGGAGUUGCCUACGUUUUCGGGAAAUCCGGAAGAGUGGCCCCUCUUUAUCUCGACGUACGAGAGCAGUACACGGAUAUGUGGCUUCAGCGAUGAGGAAAACCUGCUUAGACUUCAGCGUAGUUUGAGGGGGAGAGCUCUCGAGACAGUUCGAAGCCGGCUGUUACAUCCAGCGGGACUUGAAGGCGUUAUCAAGACUUUGCGAUUGUUAUACGGCCGACCCGAGGUUAUCGUCAACACGCUAGUCGGCAAGAUUCGGGAAAUGCCAGCGCCGAAGACGGAGAAACUAGGAACUCUGAUCGACUUCGGUGUUGCAGUCCAGAACAUGUGUGCAACGAUCGUAACCUGUGGGUUGAACGACCAUCUAUGCAACAUAGCACUCCUUCAAGAACUUGUCGAGAGACUGCCACCAACUGUGAAGCUCGACUGGGCCAAACAUCGUCAGACGUUGAAGACAGUUACACUGGAAGACUUCAGCAAAUGGUUAGAGACACUAGUGGAAGCAGCGUGCGUCGUAACGAUUCCGUCGACAGUCGGUGUGUAUACUAGCAAGCCUGAAAGGCGCGUGAGGAAGGAGGAAGUUCAUGUUCACCUCCAAUCCAACUUUGAUCAGGCAUCGAUAGCAUCGACGACCUCUACGGUGAUCUCCAAGAAAACCGGAAAGCCGUGUGUGAUUUGCCAAGGAGAAUGUAGCAGCGUGGGGUCAUAUACCAGAAAACAGAAAACGCCCCAACAGUGCAAUACUCACGUCAGCUACGCUAGCAAAGUUCUCUUCCGCUACGUCCCAGUAAUCCUCCAUGGACGAGGCAAGUCCGUUCGUACCUUCGCUUUCUUGGACGAAGGCUCAUCAGCGACGCUAAUGGAGCACAGCUUGUUAAGAGAAUUGAAUCUCGACGGUGAACCGUAUACCUUGUGUCUAGGUUGGACGGGAGAUCAUCAACGACACGAAAUGAGUUCCGUGAUGCUAGCGAUGGAGAUUUCCGGAGUGCGUGAUACGGAAAUAUACCGGAUGCCGAAAGUGCACACGGUGGAGAGUCUUGCACUACCGCAGCAAACGUUGUCAAUGGCGGAGCUAGCAUUGGACUAUAACCACUUGGAAAACGUGCCAGCGGACUCCUAUUGUAACAUCCAGCCACGGAUACUCAUCGGAGUGGACAACUGUCGCUUGGGUUAUGCGUUAGACAGUAGAGAAGGCGGAAAAGUCGAACCGAUCGCUGCUAGAACCCGCUUAGGUUGGAUAGUGUUCGGACCAUGCUCUAAAGCUUCUCAACCAUCGACAAACUUCACGGCGCACCACAGCUUCCACGUGUGUCCGUGCUGCGAGCGGAGAGACGCAGCUCUUCACGGUCUCGUGAAAGCAUACAUGUCUCUGGACAGCACCGGAGUAACGAAUUCCGCCAAACCACUGUUAUCGAAGGACGACGAGCGAGCGGAACAGUUACUGAGAUCCUUAACGCGUGUGAAAGGGAAGCGAAUGGAAACCGGACUACUUUGGCGGUACGAUGAUGUUCGUCUCCCAGAUAGCAAAUCGAUGGCGAUGAGACGACUGGUCUGCUUGGAGAAGCGUAUGCAGCGGGACCCUGAACUAGCUGAAUCGGUGAAGCAGAAGCUUCGGGAUUACGAAAGAGCCGGGUACAUCGAGAAGCUAACGAAAUGUCAAUUGGCAGAGAAAUUUGAUCGGGUUUGGUAUCUCCCAAUCUUUCCGGUAGUUAUUCCUAACAAACCAAAAAAGAUGCGCUUAGUUUGGGAUGCAGCCGCUAAUGUCUCGGGCGUUUCGCUGAAUUCGUUCCUGCUAACAGGACCGGAUCAACUAACCUCUUUGGUAUCCGUACUACAGCGUUUUCGAGAGUUCCGCAUCGCCAUCACAGGUGACAUUCGAGAAAUGUUCCUCCAGAUCUUGAUGAACCGGCUCGAUCGACAGUGUUUGAGAUUCUUAUGGCGGAACGGAGAACAAGACCGCAGUCCAGAUGUCUACGUUACGAAAGUAAUGACCUUCGGAGCGACGUGCUCACCAAGCUGUGCGCAGUAUGUUAAAAACUACAAUGCGCAGCGGUUCCAGGAACAGUUCCCGAGGGCAGUCGAAGCGAUAGUGAACGAGCAGUACGUCGAUGACAUGCUUUCCAGUGUAGAAACAGAAGAAGAGGCGAUACAGCUAGCGAAAGAUGUCCGGCACGUCCACGCGGAAGCGGGGUUCGAGAUACGGAACUGGCUGUUGAACUCGAAUCGAGUAUUGCAGCAAUUGGAAGCAAAUCCCGGCGAAAAAAGUUUAAACCUGUCGAGUGAGAUGGCGACGAAGAAAGUUCUUGGCUUGUGGUGGUGUACUGCGACCGAUACGUUCACCUUCAAGAUAUCUCCGAGAAUCAACGCCGAACUACUGCAAGGUGGCAUCGUUCCAACGAAAAGACAAAUUCUAAGCACACUAAUGACGAUCUUCGAUCCACUGGGUCUACUGGCUCACUUCUUAAUGUUCCUGAAGAUAUUGCAGCAGGAAAUCUGGCGGAGUGGUGUAAGUUGGGACGAACCCAUCAAGAACGAGCAGUUUGAGAAAUGGCAGACAUGGUUACACGUCCUUCCGCAAGUGAAAUCUGUCAGCGUGCCAAGGUGUUACCGGAUGAAAACGAGCAUAAGUGAUCGGAAUGCGAUCCAGCUACAUGUGUUUGUGGAUGCGUCGGAGAACGGUUUUGCUGCAGUUGCCUAUCUGCGGUUCGAGGAAGACGGUGAAGUGGAUUGCGUUCUGAUCCGCGCGAAGACGAGAGUGGCUCCGCUGCGAUUCGUGUCGAUUCCCAGACUAGAACUACAAGCUGCAGUCAUCGGAGCCCGCCUAGCAAACGACGUUAUGGAGACACAUAAAUUGAAACCUGCGCAGCGAUUUUUCUGGACAGAUUCACGAAAUGUCCUCUGUUGGCUUAAUUCCGAUCACCGGAAAUAUAAUCCAUUCGUCGCGGUGCGGAUUAGCGAGAUGCUGGAGUUGACAGAGACAUCGGAAUGGAACUGGGUCCCAGCAAAGCUAAACAUCGCUGACGAGGCAACGAAAUGA